GAGCUACGACCUCAUCAACGAGUACUACCGGCGCACCUGCGAGAUCUGCGACCGCGCGGACAAGUUCAACGACUUGGAGCUCCUCUUCGACAUGGCCAUGUCGAACUACCAGCAGCUGGAGGACUGCAAGGAGGACCUGAGGCUGCUGAAGGCGCUCUGGGACAUGAUUGUGCUCGUGCGCGAGACUUUUUCCGGCUGGUACAGGUACCUGUGGGACAAGAUCGACACUGAGGAAAUGAUGAACACGGUCAAGGACCUCAGCGCUCAGGUGCUCGGGCACUAUUAG
Prorocentrum cordatum is the source of this 286-nucleotide messenger RNA. NCBI's taxonomy places the organism in Eukaryota, Dinophyceae, Prorocentrales, Prorocentraceae. The record is from the annotation of a GenBank genome assembly.